Molecule: messenger RNA, 2139 nt
Organism: Ceratotherium simum simum (southern white rhinoceros)
Lineage: Eukaryota; Metazoa; Chordata; Mammalia; Perissodactyla; Rhinocerotidae
Source: RefSeq, a predicted model, not a curated record
ACCCCACGGUGGGAAGCUAUAAAAAGCACAGGGGGCGGCGGUGAGAGAGCAGACCGAGAGAGGGAGGCCUGGCCAGCGCAGGGCCGCUGCCAGGGCAUCGCUGCCGGGUGCACCCCGGGGACAACGCUGUGGGGCGACCUUGCGCGCGCGCGUGGGGACCGCGGCUCGCUCAGACCUGCAGGGUCCGGUCUGGAGGCGGUUCCUGAUCCCCCAUUCUAGCGCCCGCUAACUUUGAAAAGGAGGACUUGUGUCCUGCAGAGGUUGAGAUAUAAAGGAUAGGGAAGGAACAGAGGAGAGAAAAGCGACUGAGGCCGGAGAAGAAGGAGCUCGUGUAGACUCCUGAGCAAUUCGGAGGAGGAGGCCUGGGCCGCGGAGACCCGGGCGGGACCGCGGAGGUGCGGGGCAAGGAGCCACGCAAGCGGUGCGGUCCGCGGGGCUGGGUCUUCUUGCACCUCGGGUCACGCCCUCUUGGCUGGAAGGCGCGUCGCUUUUGAUUGCUUCCAGUUCCUGAGAACUUCCUGCCCCAGUGGAGAAGCGGGUCUGGUUUGGGUCGCGCUCGCUCCAGGUCUGAGGCGUGAGACUGAGUUCACCCGGGGCUGGGCCCCCAAAGCCAAGUGGGGUUAGGGGAACAGAGUCUGCGAGCCCCCGAGCCCCAAGUGAGGGGCCCCGAGUUGGGGUCCUCCUUCCCCUUGCAUCCGCAUCUCUCCUCGCUCUGCGCCUCCCCGGGGACCUCUCGCCGGGAGAUGGCCGCGUUGAUGUGGGGCAAGGACUCGUCCCGCUGCCUGCUCCUUCUGGCCGCGGUGCUGAUGGCGGAGAGCUCACAGCUCGGCAGUUCGCGGGCCAAACUCAACUCCAUCAAGUCCUCUCUGGGCGGGGAGACGCCUGCACAGGCCGCCAAUCGAUCUGCGGGGACAUACCAAGGACUGGCUUUCGGCGGCAGUAAGAAGGGCAAAAACCUGGGGCAGGCCUACCCCUGCAGCAGCGAUAAGGAAUGUGAAGUUGGGAGAUACUGCCACAGUCCCCACCAGGGAUCGUCGGCCUGCAUGGCGUGUCGACGGAAGAAGAAGCGUUGCCACAGAGAUGGCAUGUGCUGUCCUGGCACCCGCUGCAAUAACGGCAUCUGUAUCCCCGUCACCGAGAGCAUCUUAACCCCUCAUAUCCCGGCUUUGGACGGCACUCGGCACAGAGAUCGAAACCAUGGUCACUACUCAAACCACGACUUGGGAUGGCAGAACCUAGGAAGACCACACGCUAAGAUGUCCCAUAUGAAAGGGCAUGAAGGAGACCCCUGCCUGCGCUCUUCAGACUGCAUUGAAGGCUUUUGCUGUGCUCGUCACUUCUGGACCAAAAUCUGCAAACCGGUGCUCCAUCAGGGGGAAGUCUGCACCAAACAGCGCAAGAAGGGUUCUCAUGGGCUGGAAAUUUUCCAGCGGUGUGACUGUGCGAAAGGCCUGUCCUGUAAAGUGUGGAAAGAUGCCACCUACUCCUCCAAAGCCAGACUCCACGUGUGUCAGAAAAUAUGAUCACCUCUGAGGAGAAACGUCAUUAGCAGACCGUGAAUUUGUGUAUUUAAUGCAUUAUCGCACGGUGGAAAAGAGGAUUUGGAUCUCAGAAGAAUGGCUAAAAUAAGGAAUGUGAUGAGAAUAUAGAUCACAGAAGGAGAGAAAGACAGAGAACUGAGCGGAUGAGAAAGGGUGACAAACAUAGUACAGCCAGUGUGUUUCCAUGAUGCAGCUUGUUUAUGUAAAUAAUGUACACAUUUGUGAAAAUGCUGUUACUGAAGAAAAAGCACACCGUGAAAAUUACUGACAGACACGUGUGACUUUCCAAGAGUUUAGGUUGUGCUGGAGGAUCGGUUUCCUUCAGAUUGGUGAUUGCCUGUAAAAAUAACCUAAAAGUCAUAUUUCCAUUCAAAGUUACAGUUUAACAAAAUACUCCCAGUAUAUCUUGGCUCUAAAACGUGAGAAGAGUCGUUCAGUAGGAAAUGAAAGCAUGGAGUGUAGUUAAUUGGCAACACAGAAUCACCUUUUAACUUGGAACACUGCGUCUACUGCUCAAAGGCCUUGGGAGACAAGAAAAAAAGGAGUCAGUAUUUUCCAAAUAUUUUCAAAAUAAUGGCAGGGCUUUUCUCAAGGCCUU